Molecule: messenger RNA, 1308 nt
Organism: Colletotrichum acutatum
Lineage: Eukaryota; Fungi; Ascomycota; Sordariomycetes; Glomerellales; Glomerellaceae
Exons: 1
Coding region: 292-1080 (262 amino acids)
Source: RefSeq, a predicted model, not a curated record
AUAUGAGGUGGAAAAAGAAAUAUUCAGCAGUGAUGAAAUCUGAAAAGGGGGGGGGGGUGGUUCAGUCCUUCCAGUCCCUCCCGAUCCCACCGGCGAAGCUUGGCGGGCCAAAGGCCGUGCGUAAAAUCGUUAAUCGACCUCCAAAAUCCACAACGUUUGCCGCGAAUGAUGAACGCACCUAGGGACGAUAUUUGCAGAGAAGCGAAUGAGAAUGCGAGCGACCAAGAAAAGAAAAAAGACACUCGCAGACGGUAAAAUGAAAAGUGCCACGGGAGAAACUGGGAAGCACCAAUGUCUCGGCUACCUACAGCUAGGUAUUGUACCCUUCUUACUAAGCCUCUCCUCUCUCUCCAUUCACGCUUCCAUUCAUCAGGAAGCGUUGUUGCCCCCCCCCCCCCGGCCGAAGUCUGUGUGAUGUUUAGAACAUCUUUUUCUUUCUCGGGGGUUGAUCAUCAUAUCCUUUCUCAUUCCAGACUUCCAGUCCGUCCGUCCGUCGCUUCCCGUCGGCGGGAGGCUCACCUUUUUUUUUUUUUUCGUCCCCUUCUCCACAAUCUCACCGGUUUACCGGGAUUUCUCCCACACCUGGUCGUGCUGGUCCAACUAGCAAUAAGAUCCGUCCCGCGUUUUUUUUUUACUCAUUUCCAACCUCCCUCUUACCCCCUGUCCGUCCCGCGGCUUUCAUGUGCGAUGGGAGGCGAAAGGGUGUUUAGUGAGCAUCGCUUGUUGGUCAGGUUGAAUACGUUGAAACAUAUUCGUCCACACCCAUUCCGUGCAACACUCAACAGGAUUCAAAGUCGUGUGGAUCGAUACUGCUUAUCAACGCCACAGUGUCAUCAUAAAGGAGGCCAGCACGAGAAAGAGCGAGGGAACGAGAAAGGAGAAAAGAAUAAAACCGCCCUCUUCCGCAUUCCUCCCUUCGUCGUGUCUGUGUGUACGGAGUACAGUGCACAGUGUAGCUGUCUCCCUCUCAGACCUCGCAACACGAAAAUCUUGUACUCGUUAUAUCACAGCCCGCUGCGAGGUAACACGACAUUUACGCCCGAUAUUGCUUCUUUUCCAACAUUGUGUGUGGGAGAGUAGUGUAUACGGGAGAAGAUAUGCGUGCGUAUUGUGUAGUGUAGUGUAUGGGUCUAUCUAACCCCCCUCCAAUGAUCCGAGAAAAUAAAUCCCUCCUCAGAGAACGCCUUCAUCAUUGGCGUUUGCUCUCUCGGCCGAGUCAUCUCAGACAAUCGUUACAAUUACCCGAGGGGCAACGGUGACAAUGGAGGGGGUGGGAUAAAUGUUGACUCGCAAUCCUUGCAUUCUUUU